AUGUCAGACGAUAAGUAUAGUACUCCAGACAUCUCUCACUUACGACAGGAGGACUUCGAGCGCGUGUAUGAACCAGCUGAAGACACAUUUCUAUUCCUAGAUGCACUGGCAAAAGAACACGAAUAUAUCAAGGAGAAAAAACCGUCUUGUUGUGUAGAGAUAGGAUGUGGAUCUGGAGUAUGCAUAACAUUUCUAGCAAAGAUGUUAGGUCCAACAGCGGCCAUGUACUGGUGCACAGACAUCAACCCAUUGGCUGUUUUGGCAGCAAAGAGGACUGCUGAACAAAAUGGUGUUACAGUCAUUCCAGUACUCACAGAUUUGGUUCAAUGCCUUCAACCUCGGCUGAAAAACCAGGUGGAUGUAUUGCUAUUCAACCCUCCAUAUGUUGUUACACCGACAGAGGAGGUGGGCAGUGAUGGGAUUGAAGCUUCCUGGGCUGGGGGUUGUCAUGGCCGUGAAGUAAUGGACAGGCUUUUCCCACUAAUUCCAGACAUUCUUUCACCUCUGGGAAUAUUUUAUCUCGUCAUUAUCAAGGAAAACAAUGCAGAGGAAAUAGAAGACAUCAUGAAAGGUUAUGGUUACAAGAUGUGGAUAAUUUUAUCACGAAGAUCGGGGCCUGAAUUCCUAUCCAUCUUAAAGUUCACCAGAUGACACAUAACAAAGACCAAAACACUCUGAGAAUACAAGCCACUAGAACUUGUCACCAAUCCCACUGAAAGAUCAUGUUGCCUUCUUUGAUGACAGGCUCUCACAAUAACACACAUUGUAGACACUGGAAACAUCCUGCGUCCACUGUUGGACCACUUUCCUUAUCUACGAUGUCCACCGAAGGAACAAAUUCACUCCAGUUUUCAUUCCCUAAUAAUAAAAGUGGAGAAACCUCGACUAACCGAGAAAAUUGACCACGUACUGAAGAGUCCCAGGACAGGGUCAACCUUCAGGCAGUAGUGGUGCCCUGUUUAAGAGCACGGAAAAAUACUCAAGAUACAUGCUUAUAAGUGUCAGAAACACAUAGACUUCUAUAAACGUAUUUGAAGGGACAAUACUGAAAGGUCUGCAAACCCACGUCAGCCCACAACUCCCGAAGGUCAGCACAUCUUUCGGGAUUGAUUGGGAGGAAUGCCAUGUUAAAUUUGGAUUAGAAUUAAACUAUUACAGAAUUAUUGUUCAGAACGUAUUUCUGCAUUAGCAUCUGAGAUUGAGAUGAUUAAGUAACCGAUAACAAAGAAGUCUACACCGGAUGUAGAGAUUCAAGUUUGGGAGAUCACAUGGAUUUUGUUGAACACCGAUUUCUAACCACGCAAGGACUAGUACCAUUAUUAUUGUGGAGGUAUAUCUAUGAUAUCUUUUUUAUCGGGCCACAUUCCCUGGAGGCAUUAUCCUUGGUCCGUUAGGCCAUGAACUCGUUUCAUGACAUUAUUAAGUUUACCUUUGAAGUGAGUGAGAUCAAAGUGAAUUUUUUGGACACUACUAUUUAUAAACUCCCCGACGGGAAGUUGGGGAGUAAAUUGUUCAAGUAACCGACUAACGCAUUUUUAUAUCCACACUAUCGUAGUUGUCUUCCACAUCAACAAAUCAAUAGUAUACCGAACUUACAAGCACUGAGAAUCAAGAUGAACAUUAACUGUAAUUGUGUUAUUUUUAUUGAUUGCUUAACCGUGAAGGAUUUUGAAUAGAAGAUUACUUAGUACUGCUCAAAUGGACUAUUAGGGAAGUUAUCAUACAAAGCACUGGAGAGUUAUAGCUCUUCACUGUAAACGUCACAAGUCACAAUAUAAAUCUGCCCGUCCUAAGAGUACUUUGGAUAUAGAGUUGAUCGUUGUCGUGAUGUAGUCUGACUUGUGGGGCGAAACCGGUAGACAAACUACCAAAUAAAUAAUGGA
Molecule: messenger RNA, 1883 nt
Organism: Ylistrum balloti
Lineage: Eukaryota; Metazoa; Mollusca; Bivalvia; Pectinida; Pectinidae
Product: methyltransferase N6AMT1-like
Exons: 6
Coding region: 1-651 (216 amino acids)
Biological process (GO): methylation
Cellular component (GO): eRF1 methyltransferase complex
Molecular function (GO): S-adenosylmethionine-dependent methyltransferase activity; nucleic acid binding; protein methyltransferase activity
Source: RefSeq, a predicted model, not a curated record